Molecule: messenger RNA, 2049 nt
Organism: Stegastes partitus (bicolor damselfish)
Lineage: Eukaryota; Metazoa; Chordata; Actinopteri; Pomacentridae
Product: N-acyl-aromatic-L-amino acid amidohydrolase (carboxylate-forming) B-like
Exons: 7
Coding region: 246-1175 (309 amino acids)
Cellular component (GO): cytosol
Molecular function (GO): aminoacylase activity; hydrolase activity, acting on ester bonds
Source: RefSeq, a predicted model, not a curated record
AGGAAGCCGCACGGCCGGCUGUGACUCAAAACAGUCUGCAUCUGUAUGUGUGCUGGUUUUUUCUUGCAUUCAUUCACGCCUGUGCAUGUAAAUGGUUAACGGAUCUGGCUAGUAGCUGAGUGCCUAAAGUGCUUUGCUUGCAGGUUAUGAAAUACUGCAUUACUGCCCUGAUAUGACUUCCCUUCUAAGUUCAAAGGUUGCUGCAGGCCAGUGAAUGCCAAGCAGGGCUGAAUCGUGACUAAGCGAUGGAGCAGGUCUCUUUCCCGCCGCUGUCCAGCGUUGUCAUUUGUGGUGGCACACAUGGAAAUGAGAUGACGGGGGUGUACUUGGUGAGAGAAAUGCAGAAACAGAAGGUCGAUAAAGUUGGAUCUGUUUCUAUAAAUGCCGUCAUGUCCAAUCCGCGGGCUGUGGAAGCUUGCACAAGAUACACAGAAACUGAUCUCAACCGCUGUUUUACAGAUGCAUUGCUGAGCUCCCCCAUAACAGAUUCAACACCCUAUGAAGUGAGGCGAGCUCAGGAGCUGAAUGCUCAACUGGGGCCCAAGGGAAGCAACAAGGCCGUGGAUAUGCUCAUAGAUCUCCACAACACCACAUCAAACAUGGGCCUGUGCCUUAUCUUCGACUCCAUAGACUAUGUCACCCUACACAUUUUCAAAUACUUACAGAGUAAGAUACCUUCUGUGCCUGUGAGAUCAUUGCUGCUGGAAAAACCCCCCUCUGAAGCUUAUUCCUUGGACUCGGUGGGCAAGCAUAGUUUCUCAAUAGAGGUCGGUCCUCAACCCAACGGUGUGGUCAGAGCUGAUAUCUUUAACAUAGUGAAGGAGGCAGUGGAUCACACCAUAGGAUUCCUUCAGGAAUUUAACCGUGGAGGCACUUUUGAAGGAGGAGAAGUGGAAGCAUUCACAGUGGUGAAAAGUGUCGACUACCCACGGGAUCCAAUGACGGGUGAAAUUACCGCUGCCAUACACCCUCAGCUGCAGGAUAAUGACUUCAAGCUCCUCAAGCGAGGCGACCCCAUGUUCUUAUCAUUUACCGGGGAGACGGUGAAAUAUGAGGGAGAAGAGCUCUACCCUCUCUUUGUGAAUGAAUGUGCCUACUAUGAGAAGAAGAUUGCUUUCCAUUUAGCUCAGAAGCUCACUCAUAAGUUCCCGUCUAUACGUGUGAAGAAGGACUGAGAGCAUAGAGAGAGAACAGGACCAAAGUAUACUGUCUUGAAAUUGUAAUCACAAAAACAUGUUUACACUACAUGUGAUCUAAUUACUCCAAAUAGCAAAUGCACAAACAUGAUUAUCAAAUCUUUAUAGGUGCAGAUUACAAACAGCACGAGUACUUCCUACAAUGCAGUUUGGCAGUUUUGCAACCUUACUGCCUCUGUGAGGUGCAAAAGGAAGCUCGUUUGUAACACCGCAGUUGUUUUAGUACUUGAAUGAGUGGUGCUGCACAGGCUCUGGAGGUAAAAUUCUUCCACCCACGCUGUAUUUUUUUUAGAAUUAAUUUGCUUGAUCAGAUGGUCACUGAUCUUUUUGUACCACUGCAAUUACGCAUAUUAUUUUUGAAUAAAUGGAAACAUGAAUCACUUCAACUAUUAAUUCAUCAAUUGUUAAACACUGUGUUUUGACUUAAAUGAUGUCUCUAUAAGUUGAUAUACAAGUUAAUUUCUGGUAAAUCUGUUCAGUUGUUCACAGAAAUGUGCCUGCCAGUCAAAGGAAAUAAAUAUUCAUUUGGCACCUAAGUAAAAGCAUUUAACAUGUUCAUGGUUUGAAAUGUGCGGCGGAAUUGCUUCUUCUCGGGGUUUUAAUCAAGGUGGAGGUGUUUAAAACAGACUGUGUACGCUUUACAUUAUUUUGUACUAAGUGCAUCCAUCACAAAGAACUGAACAACACAUACAAAGCAAACUAUUAAUAUGAAUAUUAACACCAUGAACGUAAUCGUGCAGUAUGAAAGAGUCCAAUUAACCGGUACAAAAAAAAAAAUCCAAAACUAAGAAAAUUACCAGCUACAACUAAAAAGUGUUCAUUUGUUCAAUAAAGAAGGACUUCUGUAACUGGA